Molecule: messenger RNA, 1044 nt
Organism: Lachancea fermentati
Lineage: Eukaryota; Fungi; Ascomycota; Saccharomycetes; Saccharomycetales; Saccharomycetaceae
Source: the annotation of a GenBank genome assembly
AUGUUUCUCUGCACUCGAUUUGAGGUUGCACGAACAACCGAAGCGUGCAAUUGCAAUCAAAUUUACUGCGAAAACUUCAUGAAGCUUUUUUCUUUAUGGCCUUAUAUUUUUUGUUAUGUGUCUUUUAGUUAUCAUAAGUCUUUUCUUUCAAUUAUUAGAAAUUGCAUGCAGGGUUGUAUCUUGAGAAGAUCACUAACAUCUGCAGUAAAGUUCGUCGCAAGACACUCCGUUACAGCUAACGUGGGAAAAAGGUCCUACCUCACAAUCUCUAAAGCCAGAAACCCAUAUUUGACCCCAAGAAACAUUCAACGCAGAAUGGAGCCAGUUGGGAUGAACACAACGAUUCCGGGGCACGAGAGAGAUGCUACCUUACCUAGUAAACCCAUAGUGUGGAUCGAUUGUGAAAUGACUGGUUUGGAUCAUCUGAACGAUCACAUUAUAGAGAUAUGCUGCAUUAUCACUGACGGUGAUCUCAAUCAGGUCGAUGAGAAUGGGUAUGAAAGCGUUGUUCACUAUGGUAAAAAUGUGAUGGAUACUAUGAAUGAAUGGUGUAUCGAACAUCAUGGAUGCAGUGGUCUCACGCAGAAGGUGCUGAAUUCCAGCAAGACUCUCGAGCAGGUAGAACAAGAAUUGUUGGAUUACAUCAAGAGAUACAUUCCUGACGAGCGUAAAGGGAUUCUAGCUGGAAAUACUGUUCAUAUGGAUAGGUUAUUUAUGCUUCGUGAGUUUCCAAGGGUUAUUAAUCAUUUAUUUUACAGAAUAAUAGAUGUAAGUUCUAUCAUGGAGGUGUCUUUCAGGCAUAAUCCUGAGUUUGCAGAAGUGGUUCCAAAAAAGAAGGGUGCACACACUGCGAAGUCUGAUAUCAUGGAGAGUAUUGCCCAGCUUAAAUUCUAUCAAACACAUUACUUAAAGAAUGCAGCAGAGACUAGAGAGUUUGUGGAGGAAAAGAAGGCCGCAAUUGCUCAAGAGGCUGCCAACUCCGUUGAAGAACAAGACUCAUCCGCCACAGACAACUCUUCAGCAAAGAAGCGAAAAAUCGAGUAA